AUGAAUGGGGUCACGCACCUUGAACCAGAUGACUCUGAGUUUGUUGAAGUUGAUCCAACUGGCAGAUAUGGCAGAUAUAAUGAAAUCCUUGGAAAAGGAGCUUCAAAGACAGUAUAUAGAGCAUUUGAUGAGUAUCAAGGGAUUGAAGUUGCUUGGAACCAGGUCAAGCUGUAUGAUUUUCUGCAAAGUCCUGAAGAUCUUGAGAGGCUUUACUGUGAAAUUCAUCUCCUGAAAACAUUGAAGCACAGGAACAUUAUGAAAUUUUACACUUCUUGGGUUGAUACUGCGAAUAGGAAUAUCAACUUCGUGACUGAAAUGUUCACCUCCGGUACACUUAGACAGUAUAGGCUAAAGCACAAGAGAGUUAACAUCAGAGCGGUGAAGCAUUGGUGUAGACAGAUCUUGAGUGGACUUCUCUAUCUUCAUAGUCACGACCCGCCUGUGAUCCACAGAGAUCUAAAAUGUGAUAACAUUUUUGUCAAUGGAAACCAAGGGGAAGUGAAGAUUGGGGAUCUUGGUUUGGCAGCAAUUCUCCGGAAAUCUCAUGCAGCUCAUUGUGUAGGGACGCCCGAGUUCAUGGCCCCAGAAGUAUAUGAAGAGGCAUAUAAUGAGUUAGUUGACAUUUAUUCCUUUGGGAUGUGCAUACUAGAGAUGGUCACAUUUGAAUAUCCUUACAGUGAAUGCACUCAUCCGGCUCAAAUCUAUAAGAAAGUUGUUUCUGGGAAAAAGCCGGAUGCUUUAUAUAGAGUGAAGGAUCCGGAUGUGCGACAAUUUGUUGAGAAAUGCUUGGCCACGGUGUCUCUUAGGCUUUCUGCGAGGGAGCUUCUAGAUGAUCCAUUUCUUCGAAUUGAUGAUUAUGAGUAUGAUAUGAGAACUGUAGAAAAUGGGGAAUUGGAUGAAUUUGGUCCUCUCAUCAGACAGCCAUUCUUUGAUCUUCAUCGAAGCUAUAGUAACUUCAGUAAUGAAUACUCAAAUGGGUUUGGGUAUGAAGGAGACUGGUGUCCUCAUCCGGCUGAGAUUGAACCUAGUGGAAUUGAACUUUUUGAGUACCAUGAUGAUGAACCUUCUGAAGAUGCUGACAUAAGCAUCAAGGGCAAGAGGAAGGAUGAUGGUGGCAUCUUUUUGAGACUAAGAAUUGCUGACAAAGAAGGUCGCAUCCGAAAUAUUUAUUUCCCAUUUGACAUAGAGAUGGACACAGCAAUAAGUGUGGCAACUGAAAUGGUUGCAGAGCUGGACAUUACUGAUCAGGAUGUUACCAGAAUAGCUGAUAUGAUUGACGGGGAGAUUGCUUCCUUGGUACCUGAAUGGAGACCAGGACCAGGAAUUGACGAAACUCCCCGUUUUGCAAACCAAGGUUUCUGUCACAAUUGCGUGUCUAAUCAUACUUCUAGCGGCUCUUUUCUGGAUUUUCUUUCACACAAGCCAGGUGAGAAGAACUUGCAACUUCUCGAGUGUUGUAGGCAUGGAUGUGCUUCAAUGCAUGGGCGGUUUGAGGAGAUUACCUUCCAAUCUGAAGAGUAUGACAACCAUGCUAGAGGGGAUCUGAACAUAUCAAGCCAAUUAGACAGCUUGCAGUAUGAGGAGUUAUGGAACCAGCAUGAAAGUCGUGAACUGAGUCCAGUAGAGUCUGAUCAAAGCCAUUCUGAUGAACAAUACGAUCAACUAGAUAAGUCAAUUCCAGCUAAGGAUAAAGAACGUGAUGUUUGGGAAAACAAGGUUUCCCUCAAUGCAGCAAAUUCUCUAAGAAAUUUAUCAGGAAGUCAUGAUUUGUCUAAUAUCCGAUCUGCUUAUUGUGACCUUGAAGAUGACUAUGAAAAAGAGAUUCAAAAGGAACUCAGAUGGCUCAGAGCCAAGUACCAAAUGGAAUUAAGGGACCAUAAGGAUCGACAGUUUGAUCAAUCUUCACACAGUACUAACAAAGACCACAAAACAGAAAAUGGCUCCUUGUCAGCAUUACUGACAGAAACAUUAAAAGAAGGCAACAAUGGGACUCGGUUGAAAUCGAUUACUAAUAAGUGGCAUCGUGAUUCCAGUAACCACCCUCAUGUCCAUGAAAGCUGCCCCAAUUCGGACACCCAAAGGGCCCAAAAUUGUGAGGCGAAGGAAUCCCCUGACGAAGGUAUGGUUACUGCGAAGAGUUUUUACACUGGCUCAUUGCUUCCACUCUCUCUGCACAGGACAGUUUCCCUCCCAGUUGAUGCUGUUGAUAUAUAA
This is a messenger RNA of Sphenostylis stenocarpa, 2214 nucleotides long. NCBI's taxonomy places the organism in Eukaryota, Viridiplantae, Streptophyta, Magnoliopsida, Fabales, Fabaceae. The record is from the annotation of a GenBank genome assembly.